AUGACUGAGCCUACCAUAUUCGAAUGCAGCAUUUGCUUCAACCAAUACAACGAGAUUUCCCACCGACCACUUUCAUUACCAUGUGGCCAUAUCUACUGUGAGCGCUGCCUGCUGAAACAUUCCAAAGGAUAUGAAAUAUCUUGCCCGAUAGACAGCAUAGUCCACAAAACAAGCGUCCGUUCUUUGCCUUGCUGCUACACAAUUCUUGCAAACCUACCCCGAUCGCCUUCAAAAGAAUUAUGCUGCACUCGGCAUCCUAGAAAAAAGAUAAAAUUCCACUGUAUCUCGCACUCGGUAUUUCUCUGUUCAGACUGCAUUAUUCAACACACAGGAAACGGCCACGAAAUUGAGUCUUUUAAUCCGAAUACGACAGCAAUGAAAUCAGAACUGUCUCGGCUGGAUGAGCUUUUUAAAACCAAAUGUAAAGAGAUUGAGGAAAUCCAGAAAAAAGCGGAAAAUCAGGAUUUUCAAUUGGACUCUUAUUAUAAAGGGCAAAUAGGAAAAAUCAGAAAAGCUUAUGAUGAACUGAUAGGAGUUUUGACUCAGAAAAAAAGGGAAAUGAUUGAGACUAUGACAAAGUAUUUUCAUGAUCAGAAAAAAUUGCUGGAUUCUUAUAAAUAUAAUAUCAACAAUACAUUAGAAACGCUCUUGGAAGGAGAAAAAAACAUCAAUGGGAUGUUGGAAAACUGGGGCAAGUUCAGCUGUGAGGAGUUUUAUGGGCUAAUUAGUACUGUCAAGCAGAAAAUGUCAAAAUGUGAAGCAGUUAAGCUGCCUGAACUGAACUAUUAUGUAUUUAAAAACACUCUGCAAGCAUCUUCGUAUGGAGUUAUCACUAAAAGCACCCAAGAAGCAAAUAAAAUGCCUCAGAAUUUUAAUUUUGAUGAGUCUCUUACCAAACAAAAAGCGUUUAUUCCGAAGUUGGACUUCGUGAACUCGAUGUAUAGCCCUCGCGAAGCAGUCUCUCCAAGAAAUUUAUAUAAUCAAAAAAUCAAUGAGCCGCCACUUACCCAAAGACAGCCUGAGCCUACCACAAAAGGAGAACACCUAAAAGGGCAUAAGCAUGGCUCUCACAAUAAUAGAGGACGGAGACUUCCUUCCCAACCCCCAGGAAAAUCUUCUGAUAAGAGAUGGAGAAAACGGUCUCAUUCUUUAUAA
This is a messenger RNA of Blepharisma stoltei, 1155 nucleotides long. The record is from the annotation of a GenBank genome assembly. NCBI's taxonomy places the organism in Eukaryota, Ciliophora, Heterotrichea, Heterotrichida, Blepharismidae.